ACACAAAUUGAUUUGUCAUUUUACAGUUAUAACCUUUCUAACAGAAUCUCAGUCACCCCAACACCCUCCUCCGUCCCAAACCUUCGGUGACAUCUGAAGUCGCCACCGCCUACCGCCCGCCGUACCACAUGCUUCGGAACCUCCGAACGCGGCGGCGUCCGCUUUACGGCGCGCACAUUUGCGCCUUAGCGGCAGCGAUUCUCCUCCUCCUCUCUGUUUCACUCCUCUACAGUCGCCUCAACUUCUUCCUCCAACCUAACAAUCCCCAUCCGCAUCCCCUCCAAUACGACACCAUUUCACUGAACAACCCUCUCGUCGACGAUUUAGCUGACGCUGAUUACCGCUCCUCAGAUGACCGCAUUGACGAGCUCGACGUUGCUGACAGUAACAACAAUAACGAUGAUGAGUUCCUCUUAUCCAAUGAAUCCGAAGAGGACGAUGAAGAAAUCAUCAAUCAAUACCCUAGGGUUUCGUCGACAUAUUUCUACGAUCAGAGGCACGGAGUUGUACGGAGAGCGUUUAACAAACGAUCAAUUGAGGAAUGGGAAGAUUACGUUAAUUUUGAAUCGAGGAUGAAGUUAGGAUUAGGGUUUAAGAGUGAUGAAUCUAAGGCCGCGUUUGGAUCGGAUGAUCUUCCAGUGGAUGUGCAAAUGAGGAUGAAGUUGAGCGAAAUUGAGAGUGUUGAAGAUGCUUUGUUACUAAAAGGAUCACCUUUGAGGGAAGGGUGGGGUGAGUGGUUUGAAAAGAAGAGUGAUUUUUUGAGGCGUGACAGAAUGUUCAAGUCAAAUCUGGAGGCGUUAAAUCCAAAUAAUAAUCCCAUGUUGCAGGAUCCUGAUGGAGCAGGGACUACUGGAUUGACUAAAGGGGAUAAGAUUGUGUUAAAAGGGUUGAUGAAUGAGUUUAAGAAAGUUCCAUUUCUGGUGAAAAAACCACUUUCAGUGUCUGAAUUGACAAAAUCUGAGUUGGUUAAUGAUGCUUUGGAGUUACAGAAGAUGGCGGGAUUGGCCAAAAAUGAUGUUUUCGAGUCAAAGGAGUUGAAAUUCAAUAGUGAUUUGGUGAAAACUAAUGAUGAGGAUGUGAAUAGAGGGAAGAGAGUGAAGCGUAGAACUUUAAACGAUGAUGCUAGAAUUGGAAAAAGAGUUGUUCAUGAUAGUGGUGGAGAUUCAGCUCCUAGGAGUAAGGAAGAUAUAAGGAAUGGUAAUAUGAAAGUUGUGGAAGAUGAUUCCCGAGGUGAAGUUUCUGGGCUAGUCUUUGCUGAUGGGAAGAGAUGGGGUUACUUUCCGGGCUUGCACCCCCGGUUGUCUUUCACUAACUUUAUGGACUCAUUUUUCAGGAAAGCAAAAUGUACUAUGAGAGUUUUCAUGGUCUGGAAUUCUCCAGCAUGGAUGUUUACGGCUCGGUAUCAGAGGGGACUUGAGAGUGUACUUAACCGUCACCGGGAUGCUUGUGUGGUGGUUUUCUCUGAGACAAUCGAACUUAAUUUCUUUAGUGGUUUUGUGAAGGAUGGCUUCAAAGUGGCUGUUGUGAUGCCUAAUCUUGAUGAGCUCCUACUAGGCACACCAACACAUGUAUUUGCUUCUUUCUGGUAUGAAUGGAAGCAGACAAGACAUUAUCCUUUCCAUUACAGUGAACUAGUCAGGCUGGCAGCUCUAUACAAGUAA
Molecule: messenger RNA, 1661 nt
Organism: Solanum lycopersicum (tomato)
Lineage: Eukaryota; Viridiplantae; Streptophyta; Magnoliopsida; Solanales; Solanaceae
Source: RefSeq, a predicted model, not a curated record